Penicillium manginii is the source of this 213-nucleotide messenger RNA. RefSeq lists its product as uncharacterized. Lineage: Eukaryota; Fungi; Ascomycota; Eurotiomycetes; Eurotiales; Aspergillaceae. The record is from RefSeq and is a predicted model, not a curated record. The transcript has 2 exons. Bases 1 to 213 code for a protein of 70 amino acids.
AUGAAUCAGCGACUUCUUAUACGGGCCUCUGGGGUUAAAUAUGCCCCUGAGUUGGAUCUCGUUGUGUGUUUUAUCGAGGUGCUCAAACUCCUUAUCAAUGAUGCUCGUGGGAGUGUGCAAAGCCAGUCAAACUCGAUUAUGUCGUAUGAAGUCGACACUAAUGGCAAGACUGAUAGUCUAGACGGCGCCAAGGCUGGUAUCGGGCAGCUAUAG